Heterotrigona itama is the source of this 2452-nucleotide messenger RNA. The record is from the annotation of a GenBank genome assembly. Lineage: Eukaryota; Metazoa; Arthropoda; Insecta; Hymenoptera; Apidae.
AUGACGUCCAUCGUUUCUAAAGAUGUUGGAAUAAUUGAAGCUGGGAAAGAAAGCAGAACACGCGAUCUAAACCGAUCGAAGAUCGCCCAGGAGCAAGGAUUACGGAGUGGAAGCGGUCAUAGAAGCUGGUUGAGGCGAGAGCUGAUGGAAAAGUGGGUCGAUUGGCAGGACAAUAAACCGAUAGGUCCCUGCAUUGUUUCCAAGCCACGUGGUGGUAACUACACCGCGAGAUGCCAGUGCGUCAGUCGUGGCUGCAUAUCGAUCCCCUGAAACCAAAGGACGAAGGGGAAAAGCAACGUAACUCCAAUGUAUUACGGUCCACCUCGCGUGAACGAAGCCACAGAAAUAUGUCGUUACCACGAGAAUGGAGCCUGCAGGAUUCGGUUGAACGUGACGCUGUCGCCUGUGCGACAGCGUCGCAGGAGAUGGUCGGUACCACUGUCAUCGACGAGAAUAUGAAUCAACAGAAUCAACUAGGCUCCCUUUUGUCGAUCCACUCAGCGCCCGUUUUCGAUCUGAGCACAGGUAUACCUUCACCAAAAAGACCAGCUUCAUUGGCCGUUCAAGCAACAGCAACAUCAACGCCGAUCGUACCACCGCAUCUUCAAAGUCCAGACACAAUCGAGGACGAAGAUAACGACAAUCUUCUGACCAUAUCGAGCCUUACGGCCAGGCCGUUGAUUGCCAAAUCUCGUGAACUCCGAUCGACAAAAACUUCCAUUACUAAGAGGAAGAAACCUAAGAGAUGCGAAACGAAAAAAUCGAGGAACAUCAAGUACGUUCCAUUAGACGGCGGUUAUGGCUGGGUGAUCGUAUGCGGAGCGUUUUUCGUUCAAUUCUGGGUGACUGGACUGAUGAAGUCUUACGGGGUGCUAUACGUUGAGGUGAUGGAAACAUUCAAAGAUUCUUCAGCCUCGGUCGCCUCUUGGAUACCUGCUAUUUUAUCUUGUCUUUGUCUCGCCCUUGGCAUUGGGAGUGGUCUGUCGACAACACCAGGUAUCAUCCUCGUCUCCCAAUACUUUGACAAACAUCGUGCACUGGCAAAUGGAAUAUGCGUGUCCGGUACAGCAGCUGGCAGUUUCGUGUUUCCGCUUCUGAUUAAGGUUCUGGUGGACAAUUUUGGUUUCCACGGUACCAUCCUUCUGCUUGGUGGUUGCAUGCUUCAUGUGUGCGUCAGCGCGACACUGUACCGGCCAUUGGAGAACAACUAUGCGCCGGAAGAGACAGACAUGCAAGAGAAGAAAGAAAAGGUCGAGAGCACGCCAAAGGAAUUAGAAACGGCGAAACAACAAAAGUUAGACUUACUGUUCGCCAAUGACUCGACUACGAAGCAUAAUCUGUUGAACGAAUUGUUCCAUCAGAGCAACGUGGUGGCGGUCGAGUUGACAGACAGUGACGAGGAGAAAGACGUGAUGGGUGAGGGUCUCCAGAUGAAACCAAUCUCGAAGAUACGAAGUUCGAGUAUAUUGCACAGUGUUGAGGAUCUAUCGACUGAUUCCACAUGCGUGUACAAAGCCAGAUCAUCGUUAAGAUCCUUGAGAUCGUCGGUCACGGCGAUGUGCCCAGUUCCUCAGAAUGAGCUACAACUGCCGGAAGAGAAGAAAACAGUGAUGCAAAGGAUAGCGCAAUACAUCGAUCUAUCUCUAUUGAAAAAUCCUCAAUUCAUCAUGAUGUGCUUUUCCGUUAGUCUUAUGUCCACCGGUAGUCCAUAUAUGCUCUAUUAUCUUCCGGCAUACGUGCACGCUGCUGGUUACACGAAAUCGGAAGCUGGAUACCUGGUGGCUAUUUCCGCCGUGUUUGACUUGUGCGGAAGAUUAGGGCUCGGUUGGCUUUCGGAUUUGAAGCUUUUCGAUCGGCGGAAAGGAUACAUCGGAAGGUUGUCUCUCUUGAACAGUGUUAUGGGUGCUGGUAUAGCAGUACUGGUAAUUCCAAUGGCCCAUUCUUUCUACGUACUGGCAUGUUCUGUAGGCAUGUACGGAUUAUGUUUGGGCUGUUGGUUUCUUUUGGUUCCCGUCCUUCUCGCAGACCAAUACGGAACUGACAAAAUAUCUUCUACUUAUGGUCUUGUAAGAAUGUUCCAGAGCGUCGGAGCAAUUUCUAUCCCACCUUUAGCAGGUUAUCUGCGCGAUGUAACCGGAAGUUACUCCGUAUGUUUUCUAUGUAUGGGCACAUGCAUGGUCAUGGGAGGUCUACCUCUACUCCUGGUUUUUAACGAAGUAUCGAAACCAUCGAAGAUAACUGUUAAUAAAGAGAACAGUAAUUGUCAAGGAGAGGUGAUUGCAAAAGAAUAAAGAUAUUUUGCGAAUGUGAUUGAAUGUGUAAUAGAAAUCUAAUAAAUCACAACAUUUGUCGCUACAAUUAUUCUACCAUGAUGUAUUGCUUGGUUCAAUGUAUUCGAAACGUUUACAUAAAAUACCUCGUUCGCGGCAGGUAAGGGUAAUUUUCGUAAGUU